Messenger RNA from Batrachochytrium dendrobatidis JAM81, 1374 nucleotides. RefSeq names its product chitobiosyldiphosphodolichol beta-1,4 mannosyltransferase. Gene Ontology annotation, molecular function: mannosyltransferase activity. The transcript is spliced from 7 exons. The record is from RefSeq and is a predicted model, not a curated record. Bases 1 to 1374 code for a protein of 457 amino acids. Gene Ontology annotation, cellular component: endoplasmic reticulum. Lineage: Eukaryota; Fungi; Chytridiomycota; Chytridiomycetes; Rhizophydiales.
AUGAUUGAAUAUCUUCUGACUGUGAUUCCUAUUGCUGUAGCAACUCUACUUUGUGGUUACAUUGUUGCUUUGCGGUUAAUUCCAUAUCAACGACAAAGAGUAGCUGUUCUUGUGUUGGGCGAUCUGGGACACUCUCCUCGCAUGCAGAACCAUGUUCUUUCGUUAGUUCAGAAUGGGUUUGAGGUGGACUUUAUCGGAUACAAAAACUCACAAUUAAGACAGGAUAUCAGCAAGGCAGCCAAUUUGAUAUGUAUUCCUUCUCCUGCCAAGAUUCGCACAUUGAAUAAGCGACUAUUUAUUUUGCUGGGUUUGUGGAGGUCCAUCUCUCAAACACUGCGACUAUUUUGGAUUCUAAUAUAUGCUAUUCGGAAACCAGAAUAUCUGUUGAUUCAAAAUCCGCCUGCUAUCCCAACUUUGCUGGUUGCUCGACUUGUCACCAUUCUUUUGGGAAACAAAUUGAUUAUUGAUUGGCACAAUUUUGGAUACUCUCUCAUGUCUGACCAAUUUGCCAAGAAUAAACUCUUGUUUCUCUUUCUUACAAAAUACGAGCAGUGGUGCGGAUCUGGUGCAUUUUUGCAUUUGUGCGUGACGGAAGCAAUGGCUAAAGAGCUACAGUUUUCAUGGCAGAUUCGAGGCAAGGUGGUUGUACUCUACGACAAGCCCGCAGCACAUUUUAAGCAAAUAUCCCCAAUAGAGCAGCAUAAUCUAUUUAGUCGCCUAGACAUGUCUUCUCAAACUAUACAGUACAAGAAUCCUAACUCGAACGAAUCAGAACUCAUUUUCACAAAGUCGACUGCUAAAGGAUUGGCUGAAUUAAAACCCGAUCGUCCUGCUCUGAUUGUUAGUUGUACGUCCUGGACACCAGAUGAAGAUUUUGGUAUUCUAUUUCGCGCACUAUCACUUUACGACUUCACUGUGCCACUGUCUAAAUUGAUUGUUAUUAUCACCGGGAAAGGACCACUACGGAGCAGUUUUGAACAGCUCGCGACUGACUUGAAGCUGCAACAUGUAUCCAUCAAGUUUGCCUGGCUAGAACCUCAAGAUUACCCAAUACUUGUUGCUGCCGCGGAUUUGGGCAUCUCACUCCAUACAUCGUCAUCGGGCUUAGAUCUUCCCAUGAAAAUUAUAGACAUGUUUGGUUGCGGUACUCCAGUGUGCACCUAUUACUACCCAACCAUCUGUGAACUAGUUCAAAACAAUCAAAAUGGCGUAUACUUUCAGGACGAAACGGAGCUUUUUAAAAAACUAGUUGACUUAAUUGGCAAUUUUCCAGCACCAAAUGCUUCUAUUUCUACCUUGAUACAGGGUGUAGGUGAAUUCAAGUCAACAUGGGAGAACCAUUGGCGCGAGCGUGUACUUCCUUUAAUUCAAUAA